GGGCUAAGCUUGGGUCUCAUGUGUGCUGCUUGUUUGCCCAUAGGAAGAUCUGGAAGCUCUCAUAGCCCAUUUCCAGACACUCGAUGCCAGCAAGACCCAGACUGUGGAAAGCCCAUGCCCCCCGCCCUCUCCACGACCUUUUUGUAUAACGAGCUCUAUGUCUACAACAUCAGAAAGGACUCCUGGACCAAAGUCGACAUCCCCAGCCCCCCUCCAAGGCGCUGUGCUCACCAGGCGGUGGUGGUGCCUCAAGGUGGCGGGCAGCUGUGGGUCUUUGGAGGGGAGUUUGCAUCUCCUAGCGGGGAGCAGUUCUACCACUACAAGGAUCUCUGGGUCCUGCACUUGGCCACCAAGACCUGGGAGCAAGUCAAAUCAACAGGGGGUCCUUCGGGUCGGAGUGGACAUCGGAUGGUGGCCUGGAAGAGACAGCUGAUCCUCUUUGGUGGCUUCCAUGAGAGUGCACGGGAUUACAUCUAUUACAACGACGUGUAUACCUUUAACCUGGACACGUUCACGUGGAGCAAGCUGUCCCCGUCGGGGAUGGGUCCCACACCCAGAUCAGGCUGCCAGAUGUCCGUCACUCCGCAGGGCAUCAUCAUCUAUGGGGGCUACUCGAAGCAGAGAAUCAAGAAGGACGUGGACAGAGGCACCCAGCAUGCAGACAUGUUCCUGCUGAAGCCCGAGGAUGGCAGGGAAGGCAAGUGGGUGUGGACUCGGAUGAACCCUUCAGGUGUCAAGCCCACUCCAAGGUCUGGCUUUUCAGUAGCCAUGGCGCCAAAUCACCAGGCGCUGCUCUUCGGAGGUGUCUGUGACGAGGAAGAGGAGGAGAGCCUGGAGGGAGACUUCCUCAAUGACCUGUACUUCUAUGAUGGCUCGAAGAACCGCUGGUUUGCGGGACACCUGAAGGGACCCAAAUCGGAGAGGAGGAGGCGUCGGCGGGGCAAGAAAGAGGAGCCAGAGACUGCAGGCCAGCAGGCGCAGGGGGGUGCCCCGGAGCCCCAGGAGGUGGUCCAAGAGGUGGUGGCCGAGGAUGGGACCGUGGUCACCAUUAAGCAGGUGCUCACCACUCCAGGCCCGGUGGAACAGCCUCCGUCCGAGGACGAAGACGGUGCCGAGGAUGCCAGCGACCCCGUGGUGGAGCCGUGUCCUCGCUCCAAUGCCAUGCUGGCUGUGAAGCAUGGGGUGCUCUAUGUCUACGGGGGCAUGUUUGAGGCUGGCGAUCGCCAGGUCACCCUCAGUGACCUGUACUGCCUCGACCUCCACAAGAUGGAGGAGUGGAAGGCCGUGGUGGAGACGGAUCCAGAUGCGCAGGAGUGGCUGGAGGAGUCAGACUCGGAUGAGGACAGCGAGGUCGAGGGCGCCGAGGGCGGAGGUGAGGACGAGGACCAUGACGGUGGUGAUGACAGCAGUGAGGACAGCGGCGCAGAGAGCAGAGGUGUCCUGGCGAGCUGAAGCGCUUAGAGAGCCUUGGCGCCUGGAGCAGAUGGACUGCUGCUGAGUGCAGGGCUUCUCUGAUGCAGACCCAGGUGUCCUGCAAUCCACCUGUGGGCCACUCCCUUGGCUGACUGUUUCUCUCGUCCCCAUCUUCCUCCUGGGUGAGAACUCCAGCACUCGGAGCUGGUGCCACCCAGUGCUUUCUUCACUGUCUGCCGGCGACUAGGCCGCAUCCGGUGGAGCUCGCCCAGGACAGCCUGGGGCCUGCCACCAAGAAGAGGAGAGUCCGAGCAGCAGCCCCGCCACAGCAGAGCUUUCUGUGUUGCCUUGGUCUAAGGCGUGGCCCUGGCCACCACACAUGAAAGCAGCAUGGUCUCACUCGCUCAGCCUCACUGUGUAUUGCUUAUAAUAAAUCAGACGUGAGCUGAGA
Messenger RNA from Carlito syrichta (Philippine tarsier), 1864 nucleotides. It is a transcript of the gene KLHDC4, whose product is annotated as kelch domain containing 4. The record is from RefSeq and is a predicted model, not a curated record. Bases 19 to 1452 code for a protein of 477 amino acids. The transcript has 10 exons. Gene Ontology annotation, molecular function: protein binding. Lineage: Eukaryota; Metazoa; Chordata; Mammalia; Primates; Tarsiidae.